This is a messenger RNA of Protopterus annectens (West African lungfish), 3665 nucleotides long. RefSeq names its product zinc finger protein 436-like. The transcript has 6 exons. The coding region runs from base 272 to 2344 and encodes 690 amino acids. Gene Ontology annotation, biological process: regulation of transcription by RNA polymerase II. Gene Ontology annotation, molecular function: zinc ion binding; DNA-binding transcription factor activity, RNA polymerase II-specific; RNA polymerase II cis-regulatory region sequence-specific DNA binding. The record is from RefSeq and is a predicted model, not a curated record. Lineage: Eukaryota; Metazoa; Chordata; Ceratodontiformes; Protopteridae.
CUGUGCUUGUGGUCCCUUUAAAUGGAGGCGGUCCCUUUCUUUUGUGUUCUGCUUCCCGUGCUCUGAAAAGAUAUGAAAAAAAAAAAAAAAAAAAAGAAAGAAACAUCCAGCUGUAUCAUAUUUCAUUCAAACUGCAGUCAUUCUGGAUUGAGAUAUUUGUGUUGGCUCUAGGUUAACUCAAUUUGAUAGAAAACUUAAAAGCCCUUCUGUCCUUAAUGUGAACACAAACUUCCAGCCAAAAGCUUCACAGUAAACUGAUUACUGGCUCAUAAUGGUUCAAAGAUCUGAGAAACUGAAGCUGGGACACACAAGGCAGGAAACAGAUUGCAGGGAGAAUACAGAGAAGCAGAACAUGUAUGCUACAAAUGGGAGGACAGAGCAGUUCUGUGGGGAGCACAGACGGAGACUGGAGCUGUUCUGCCAGGAGGAUGAGGCCUUUGUCUGUGUCCUGUGUGUUCCCAAACAUUCCGGUCACAGUUUUGUGCUCCUGCAUGAAGCAAUCGGUGUGUAUAAGGUCAAGCUGAAAACCACUCUAACAUCUCUAGAAUCCAAAGCAAAAGAUCUUAAAUACUUACAAACCCAGCAAGAGAAAAAAAUUCGAGACAUACAAGAAGAUGCUUUUAGUUUGGAGCAGUACAUUAAACAAGAAUUUGCAAAACUGUACCAGUUUCUCCAAGACAAGGAGCAAAAACUCAUCCGGCAGCUUAAGAAUGAGGAAGCAAAACUUCAGAAAGAAGUGGAAGAGACUUUUAAAGGCAUUAAACAUGAUGUUAUUGCCUCCCACACGGGUGAUGUUAUUGCCUCCCACACUGUAAUGUUUAAUGGUAAUGUGAAGGUUAAGAGUAAAGAAGAUGAGAGUCUGAAGGUGAAAGAAGGCAAAUGUGAAUCCACUGAAAAUGAUGCUGUAGCCACUCAGGAGACCUGUGAUAGUAAUCUGCAGUUCAGGCAGCACAGACCUUCUGGUUUGCUGACGGUACCAGAAAGAUUUGAGGAUGUUGUGGUCUCUUUCUCAGAAGAGGAGUGGAAGAUGUUAAACAAAGAAGAUAAGGAGCUGUACAAGGAAGUCUUGCUUCAGAACUAUGAAACCUUGGUUUCAGUAGGGUACAAAAUCCUUCCAGAGACAUUACUACUGCUAUUAAAAACAGAUUAUGAACUACCAAAGGGUGAUAUACAGGGGAAAAAUGACACAGAACAGACGGAUAAUCCAGAAAAUAACUUCCAGAGUAUCAGAAGCAUAGAUUGGAGUAUGAAUUGCAGUCAACAGCCAUUGCUUGGGACACCUCGGUUACAUCACCAAAAAGAGAAACUGCAGCAGUGUGUUCAGUCUGAGAGCAACUACAAAAAGGUUCAUCUCACUUCUGUACCACAGCUUCAAACUGGACAUUACUACAACAAGAUUUCUGAAUGUGACAGUGAGACACCCCAUUUACGUCACACAACAGAGGACCUGAAGCAGUGUGCUCAGCUUAUGAAGGAGUCUAACAAGCCUCAACUCACUCUUGUAUCACAGCUUUCCACAGAAUUUAACUACAACAAGAGUUAUGAAUGUGACACAAGUCAGACAUCUCAUACAGAGAAGAAACUACAUAAAUGUGCUGAAUGUGGUAAGGGCUUCCCAAGUCUCAGUAGACUUAAAAUGCAUCAUUCCAUUCACACUGGAUGCAAACCAUACAAGUGUACAGAAUGCAGUAAGGGCUUUCCAAGUCUCAGUAAACUUAAAAUGCAUCAUUCCAUUCACACUGGAUACAAGCCCUAUAAAUGCUUAGAAUGCAGUAAGUGUUUUUCAUGCCCUGGUAACCUUCAAAAGCAUCUUACCAUUCACACAGGGUACAAACCAUAUAAAUGCACAGAAUGUAGUAAAUGCUUUACACAGAAGGGAUACUUAAAAUAUCACCAGAAUUCUCAUACUGGGAAUAAACCAUAUAAAUGUGCUGAAUGCAGUAAGGGAUUCGCAUUUCUCAGUAACCUUCGACAGCAUCAGAUCCUGCAUACGGGUGAGAGACCAUAUAAAUGUACAGAAUGCAGUAAAUGUUUCCCACGUCUCAGUAAUCUUCAAAAGCAUCAUGUUGUCCACACAAAAGAGAAGCCAUAUAAAUGUGCCGAGUGUGGUAAGUGUUUUACACAAAAGGGACACCUACGAUACCAUCAGAUGACUCACACAGGCAAUGCACCAUAUAAAUGCACUGUGUGCAAUAAGUGUUUUAUACAAAAGGCACAGCUAAAAGAGCACCAGAGCUCUCACACAGGAAAUAAACCACAUAAAUGUGCUGAAUGCACCAAGUGUUUCACACGUCUCAGUAGUCUGCGACGGCACCAGACUGUACACACAGGGACAGCACCUUAAAAAAUAUGUUAAACGGGCUAAGUGCUUUAAAGGUAAACUAGAGUUCACUUGCAUCAGACUUGUUAUACAUGACAUAUCUUGCUUUAAAAGCUAAGGAGAUAAUUGCAGGAAGAUGCAUGCCAUGUAAUAUACAUCCUGUCUACAGCCUGCAGUAUAACUAUAGAUCUCAUGGAAGUCACACAACCUCAUUCACUCUUGUUUCAUCAUCAUUUGGACAUUGCAUGUUAUCAGAGUGAAGAAAGGCAUCUUCAGAAGUGAAGAAAUCUAUUUCUUGUCAGACAAAUUAUUGAGGGAAAAUGUAAGUUUAACCCUUAGGAAGUGCUUUAUUUGCAAUUGGCAUGAAUAGUUUCACUUUAAAGAAACUAGGCAGAAACCUGGAAACUUUGGCUCAAAAAAGUCCAUUUGUUCCCUUACUGUAAGUAGAACAGUCAAAAGCCUGAAAAUCUAUAAUGUGCUAUUAUUUUGCAUAUCAGUGAAUAAUUAUCGAAAGUACAUUUUUGCUUCUCCUGUAGAGGAAAAAACUAAAAUUAUUAAUUACAGAAAAAUACAGUUAUUUUUGCAAGCAUAGAAUGGACUUCCCAUUCAUUCAGCCUUUGUCCUUCACAAGGUGACACAGAGACUAUAUUUGGUCAUUUUAUUGAACUGAAGGACAGACUGAAUGGGUGUAAGUUUGGGACGUUGCAUGAUUCAAAAAUAGGGGAGAAAAUUUUAUGGUAUAAUAAAUUAUCAAACAAGUCACUUUGGUAAGAUAAACACACCUGAGAUUAUCAAAAGUUGUGAAUGUACGCAAAGGGAAUGAAGUUAGUAAUAUACAGUUAAAGUGUCUGAUUGAGGAAAUAGAUGUAUACAAAAUGACCUACAAGUCAAAAAGGAAAAACAAUAGACUGAGAAUGUUUUACAGCAGUAAUGCAGAUGAGAAAGCCUAGGUGUAGAGACAACACUUGUGCAAUGGAGAUUCAAGCCUUAUGUACUGGCUGUGGAUAUAAAAGUUGAUAAAGUAUGAAAAAGCAGAUGUGCCAGUGAGACAAGAAUUGGCAAGAAAUGCUAAAGAUUAAGCAAAAUGUUACAUUUAGACAAGACCCCGAUGUAGAACAUAUUAUUUUGCCUGAAGAUACUUUGGAAGUGUUAGGUUUCAGAGGCAUUUAACACAAAGUUCUGCACACAUUAAUGUAAUCCACUAGAUCAAAAGUUGGUGAUAUGUGAAUAAAAAACAAAAAUUACAAAAUCCUUUCUUAAAUCAUAGCAUGGUACUUAACAGUAGAUAUAAAAGUUUCACAUCUCUGUUAAAAUGCCAGGUUUUUGUGAUAUAAAACAAUGAGAC